AUGGCGCCUCCUCCGCCGCCACGCCUACGCAUCUUGUCUGUGGGUGGCAAUGCCAUCUCCGCGUUCCUAUCAUGGCGAUUGCAAGCAACAACAUCAUGCGACGUGACGUUGGUGUGGAAGUCAGGGUUUGAAGCGGUGGCUCAGUAUGGUGUGUCAUUCAAGUAUGUUCAGGCAAAAAAAAGUCCUGGUGAGGGUUCUCGCAGUGUCGGUUUUGCUUACGCCUUGGGGACACACAGAUCAAAAGCAUUCGGGAACGAGCGGUUCAAACCUCGUCAUGUGGUCCGCACACCCGAAGAGGCGUCCUCUCGAGAAAACGCCUACGACUAUGUGAUUCUCUGCGUCAAGGCCCUGCCUGAUAUUUACGAUCUGGCCUCCAUCAUCGAGUCCGUCGUUACGCCCCAACACACGUGUAUCCUCGUCAAUACCACAAAUACGCUCGGCAUUGAGGCUCACCUGGAGCAACGGUAUCCCACCAACGUCAUCCUUUCUUUGGUCUCCAAUGUGGAAAUCUCCCAGACUGGACCCAGCGAAUUCGAGCACUUGAGCUCCAGCGAGAUCCAUGUCGGCGCGACAAACAAGCAAUCUGCCAUCCCCACUACGAUCCAAAACGACAUGGCGGCUGCUCUGGCCAUGACACUCAACACCGGACAAGUCGACUGUCACGUAUCGCAGAAUAUUCGGCAAGAACAGUUUGAGCGGAUGAUUGGUCCCAUCGCAUUCCACCCCACAAGUGUGGCCUUUGAAACGCCAAAUCACACACAACUCCUUGAAAAGGUCGGCGUCCGCCAAUUGGUGACCGGCAUCAUUGAUGAACUCCUGGAGCUGGCUCGAGUUCAAGGCUGCGAUUUCCCCGCUGAUUUCCGUGAGAAGACGAUCGAGAAAAUGACCGCAUCUGAGGGGCCGAGCAUGAUGUAUCAGGAUUUCCAAGCCCGCCGUCCUCUGGAGAUCGAGACGUUCCUGGGGUCCCCCAUCAAAUUGGCCACCGAAUCGAGUGUGUCUGUCCCAAGGAUUGAAGUCCUUUACUCUAUGCUUCACCAUAUCAACUCCACGAACCAAUCCAGACCCCGGGCAAACGACUCUCCGCCUUCUUCAGUCGCUGGUCAUCCACCACCCAGAGUGUCUUCGGCCGUGCCGCCCCAGCGACCUCCCAUGAACGGUGCAAUGCGAUCGAGCCGGACCGCCUCCAGCAUGGGGAUGCCUCCCCCGGGCCAAAGACGCGGCCCGCCUCCUCCCGGCAUGAUGCCCCGCGGGCCUGGGGCGCCCAUGCCCAUGGGACCGCCCGGUCGAGGCAUGCUGCGUGACACAUCAUUGGAAGGUCUGGAGGAGUUCAGUCAUCUGGUGCUUUUCGACGGAGAGGCUGAAGGUGGGAUGCCGCCGCCUCAGACGAACGGUAACGGCAACGUCCUCCCCGAGGGCACUCCGUCUCCCAACGAUAUUGCGCUGCGGGAACGCGAAUUGGCUUUGCGCCAGCGCGAGUUGCAGCUUCGAGAGCAGGAAAUGAGCAUGCGAAGAGGACCCGGUCCCAGCCCCGGUCCCGGUCUUGGUCCCGAGGACGAGGAUUACUUCGACCCCAUGGACAAUAUGCAGAUCCCUCAUCUCGACCCGGAUCAAGUAGACAUGAUGAGUAUCACCUCAAGACGCGCCCGCAAGGCGCCCAGCGCCAGUCAGAUCCGCAAGAACCCUGAGCUGUUUUCGGGCCCAAUGAAUCAAGGUCGACCGGCAUCAUCUUUCGGUCGCUAUUUCGGGCGAAAGCGCACGAGCGAGCGAGUGAUGCAAGAAAUCCCGGGUCUGCACGACUCCCUCAUGGACAACCCGAUGAUGAGCUACUCAUCCAACCGAUAUGGCUCUGUUGAUCGGAACCAAAUGGGCAUCGAUUCGCGGGCGAACUCCCUGACAGCAAGUCACAUGGGCGACCACCCUCCGCGGCCGUAUUCUCAAAGUCGACGAAACAGCCAGUCCCCUGCCGCACCAUUUCCUGGCCCCUCCGGUCCCCCUGGCCCAUCCCGAAUGGCGCGUCCGAUGACGGGCCAUGAGCAACCCAUGGGACCUCACGGUGGUCAUCCUCGCAACGGUCAUCCGUCGCCACCUGGUAACAUGCGCAUGCCUGUCUCCCGGCAGCCUUCUGCGCAGGGACCGGGCGCGCCGCAUCAGCUUGAACAACAGUAUGGGGUGAGCAACUCGUUUCCCGCCAAGGGUCCUCCCAUGAACAAAAGUCUGACCGGAAGUGCGAGCGCCAGUGCUGAAAGUGGUGACAGUGGUGCGAGCGCGAAUCUUGAUUCCGAAGCGUCUGCACAUAGCAGCCAAAUCAGUCUCGGGGACCACCAGGCUGUUCCGGCAGCGCCCGUUCGUUAA
Messenger RNA from Penicillium diatomitis, 2352 nucleotides. Its product is annotated as ketopantoate reductase family protein. NCBI's taxonomy places the organism in Eukaryota, Fungi, Ascomycota, Eurotiomycetes, Eurotiales, Aspergillaceae. The transcript is spliced from 5 exons. The record is from RefSeq and is a predicted model, not a curated record. Bases 1 to 2352 code for a protein of 783 amino acids. Gene Ontology annotation, molecular function: oxidoreductase activity. Gene Ontology annotation, cellular component: cytoplasm.